Radiomyces spectabilis is the source of this 951-nucleotide messenger RNA. RefSeq lists its product as uncharacterized. The transcript has 2 exons. Lineage: Eukaryota; Fungi; Mucoromycota; Mucoromycetes; Mucorales; Radiomycetaceae. The record is from RefSeq and is a predicted model, not a curated record. Bases 1 to 951 code for a protein of 316 amino acids.
AUGAAGCGCCAGGAAAGCCAUGAACAGUUCAAGCUCCGUCUUUUGUGCCGCAACCGUCAGGGUUUGGACAAGCUCAAGGAAAUGGGUGCCGAAAUCAAGGAGGUCAACUAUGAAAACGAAAAUGAAAUCCGCGAAGUGUUCCACAAUGUCAAGCUCUGUAUGAUCAUCCCUGAGUUCUCCCACAAGCGUGUCCAAGAGGGUGAAAACGUCAUCAAGGCCUGCAAGCAGCAAAACGUAGAAUAUGUUGGCAUGUUCUCCCUCAUUGGUGUUGACCGAUGCCAGGAACAGGGUACUGGUGAAUGGAAGCACAUGAAGCAAUACCGUCAACUUGAACAAAAGAUCGAAGAGCAGUUCAAGGAGAAGCACUGGAUCGUCCGCCACCCCGUGUAUACCCAGAUCUUCUACUACUUGGCUCCCAUGGUUGAGGGACAGAACGUUCUCCCAUUGCCCGUCAAGAAGAACGCCAAGUGGGGUUGUAUCGAUCUCCAUGACGUCGUUGGUGCCAUGGUUCAACUCAGCAAGCGUCACGACAAGAGCUCCAUCUUCAGUGGUGAACGCAAGUUGUGGCAAUUCACUCCCAAGCAAAACUUCAGCAGUGAAGAAUUAUGUCGCCAGAUGGCGCAGGGUCUUGGCCGCGACGAAAUGCAGUACCGUGAAACCAAGCCCAACGAGACCAAGGAAUACCUUACCAAGAUGCGCGAAGACAAGCGUUUCAAGGAACGUCCUCAGCAGCACGAAUUGGCCGGCGAAAGCGACAAGCCCUACACUUUCCCUCUUGGCAAGUACUUGAACGAGGUGUGCAUCGAAACCAUCAUUGAAUGGUGGCAGUUGGCCAACGAAAACAAGGUUGAUAUCACCACCAACGACUUGCAAGAAGCUCUUCAACGCCAGCCCACCGAAGUUCUCGAGUUCUUCAAGAACAACCGCGACAACUUCCGUCGUCUUCGUUAA